GCAUCUACCUUCAGUACCUUGACUCUGGUGAGAGCGCAUCAGCAGCAGCAGCAGCAGCAUCAGUUUGCAACUUUUAGCAAAAUUCUGUGAGAUCUGACAAUCUAAAGCUCGCAGUGAGUUCUUUCCAUCUCCAGACAAUGCCGUCCGAUAUGUUGUUGCAUACCGCCAAUUUCAGCACACUGUUUGUGUGCAUGGUGCUGAAGUUCCCGCAGAUUUUUGUACUGAUGCGAGCCAAAUCAACGGCUGGAGUCAGCCUCAACAGUCUUCUCCUAGAGUUGAUCGGGUAUAUUGUUUUUGUAACGUACCAGAUGUACUAUGACUACCCACCUCCAACAUACCUGGAAUAUCCAAUCCUUAUUGCUCAAGAUGCCAUUCUUCUGCUCCUGAUCCUUCACUACGACGGCAGCCUGCGGCACAUCCUCAUCUACACCUUGCUGUUUGUUGGGGGUUGGAGGCUCCUCACUGUGGAGAAGUGGAUCAUAGAUUUGGCUAUGAGCCUGUGCACAUUCAUCAGUGCAGCCAGUAAAUUAGCCCAACUGCAAUGCCUGUGGAGGUCUAAAGAUGCUGGACAGGUUAGCGCCCUCUCCUGGGCUAUGGCUACCUACACAUGUAUGGCACGGAUUUACACCACCACUGUGACAACUGGAGACAUGCAGGUUCUGGUGCGGUUCAUCGCCAUGACUUUGCUCAACAUGUGGGUGCUGCUCACUGUGCUCUACUACCAGAGACACAGCGGCAGGUCCAAGAAAGAGGACUAAGCUUUAAGAGUUGGAUCCUGAGACUGGCUGUCCUGUAAACCUGCAGUUCACUCCCAUGUCACCCAGCUCUGUUCACAACCAUGACUAAAAAGAAAACUGUCAUGUAAGCAGCUUUUGUAAUACUGACCCGUAAAAUGUGUUUUUUGUAUCAUUACCACCAUAUUGAACCCAGAUAUUUUUCUUUAACAUUCCAAUGCUUUUUCACACUGUAUGUGACCAAAUGCAUUGUUACUUGAUAGAGCAGCACAAACAAUAUCUGAGAUCUUACAACUCAGAAUGAGAAAUACUGUAUUUUGAAAGCGUUUAUAAGUCCUUAUCUGAACUAUUUUAAUAAAGCGAACAUUCUAUCUUCUUA
Perca fluviatilis (European perch) is the source of this 1113-nucleotide messenger RNA. RefSeq names its product solute carrier family 66 member 3 (gene slc66a3). The record is from RefSeq and is a predicted model, not a curated record. Lineage: Eukaryota; Metazoa; Chordata; Actinopteri; Perciformes; Percidae. The transcript is spliced from 7 exons. The coding region runs from base 138 to 758 and encodes 206 amino acids.